Pistacia vera is the source of this 1607-nucleotide messenger RNA. Its product is annotated as CDPK-related kinase 4-like. NCBI's taxonomy places the organism in Eukaryota, Viridiplantae, Streptophyta, Magnoliopsida, Sapindales, Anacardiaceae. Gene Ontology annotation, biological process: intracellular signal transduction; protein autophosphorylation; peptidyl-serine phosphorylation. The transcript has 7 exons. Gene Ontology annotation, molecular function: calcium-dependent protein serine/threonine kinase activity; calcium/calmodulin-dependent protein kinase activity; ATP binding. The record is from RefSeq and is a predicted model, not a curated record. Bases 1 to 1236 code for a protein of 411 amino acids. Gene Ontology annotation, cellular component: cytoplasm; nucleus.
AUGAAGGCAUAUGCUGAUGGAAAAAGAAGAGCUGUUCAGUUUGAUGUGGGAGAUCUAGUUUACUUAAAACUCCAACAAUAUCGUCUCAAAUCCCUAGCCAGAAGAACCAACGAAAAACUCAGCCCUAGAUUCUAUGGACCAUAUGAGGUGAUUGAGAAAAUUGGCCCUGUGGCUUACCGUUUGAAAUUUCCAGACACGGCUUGCAUCCAUAACGUCUUCCACGUAUCUCAGUUGGAAAAGAUCACUUUGCAUCCAGUUGCUGCACUUCCUCUUCCUCAGUUCCUGGAUGGUGAUAUGUUGACGAGCGUAAGCUUGAAUGAAAAAACAUACAGUUUUUUCACACCUGCAGAUCAACGUCUCAACGAUAUUGUCGGGAGUGCGUAUUAUGUUGCACCUGAAGUUCUUCACAGAAUGUAUAGCGUUGAAGCAGAUAUGUGGAGUAUUGGUGUCAUAACGUAUAUAUUGUUAUGUGGAAGCAGACCUUUCUGGGCCCGGACUGAAUCUGGAAUCUUUCGUUCAGUGCUUCGAGCUGAUCCUAACUUUAGUGAUUCACCUUGGCCUGCUGUAUCACCAGAAGCCAAAGAUUUUACACGAAGGCUUCUGAGCAAGGACCCCAGGAAAAGAAUGACUGCGGCCCAAUGUCUAACUCAUCGAUGGUUACGAGAUGAAAAUUGUGCUGGCCCUUUGGACAUCUUGAUAUACAAGUUAGUCAAGUCUUACCUUCGUGCCACACCUUUUAAACAUGCAGCAUUAAAGGCUCUUUCAAAAGCUUUAACAGAAGACGAGCUAAUAUAUCUUAGGGCACAGUUUAGGCUUUUGGAACCUAAAACUGGUCGUGUCUCUCUUAGUAAUUUUAAAGCGGCUCUAAUGAGAAAUGUAACUGAUGCCAUGAUGGAUGCAAGGGUUUUUGAAAUUUUUGAUUUGAUGGAUCCUCUUGCAUAUAAAGAUAUGGAAUUCGAAGAGUUUUGUGCUGCUGCUAUUAGUGUAUAUCAGCUCGAGGCUAUUGAGGAAUGGGAAACAAUUGCAAGUACAGCCUUUGAAUAUUUUGAACAAGAAGGAAAUCGACCCAUUUCGGUUGAGGAAUUGGCUCUGGAAAUGAAUGUGGCUCCUGCAGCUUAUUCUGUGUUUAACGACUGUAUCAGAAAUUCAGAUGGGAAGCUGAGUUACAUUGGAUAUACUAAAUUUUUACAUGGUGUGACGAUACGGAAUACCAAUACAAGGCGCAGGCAACAAUGAUAGAAUUUAUUGGCAGAAAUUUUAUGAAAAGGUAUUUUUCAUUUAUAUUUUAUGAAUUCAGAGAAAGAAGCGUGUACAUGAAAUGUCUAAAAGAUAUAUAUAUAUAUAUAAUUCAUUUAAUUUCCACUGAAAUGCUAUACCAUGUGAUUUCUGAGUCAAAUGUGCAUAAUACAAUAGAGUAUAACUCAGAAUUCUUGUUGUAGCUUUUUGUUGUAAUAAGCAGGUUAUUAGAUCUUUGCAUCAACAUUGGAUCCACUACAACUUCAAAUUAGAUAAUUAUUAAAUUAUCCAAAAUAGGUAUCUAUUUGAGUUGUCAAGAUUCAAACACCUUUUUGUCUAUCAAAAUGUGGAACAAAUAUUGAUCUAUGCUC